This is a messenger RNA of Dentiscutata erythropus, 218 nucleotides long. Lineage: Eukaryota; Fungi; Glomeromycota; Glomeromycetes; Diversisporales; Gigasporaceae. The record is from the annotation of a GenBank genome assembly.
GGAAAAUCAACAAAUUGGGUGUAUUUGAUGGGCUUCUAUCUGAACCUGACAUAUUCAUAGAGAAUGAAAAUUUAGGGGUAGACAACUUUCAUGGUACAUCUAUAGAGAAUGGAAACUUGAGAGUAAACAACUCACAUGAAUCAUCUUUAGUCUUAUAUGAUACAGUUUUAUUAUAUGUUAAUAACCUUUCUAUGGAUGAUUGGUUAAUGCAGUUAUGA